Molecule: messenger RNA, 1584 nt
Organism: Mesoplodon densirostris (Blainville's beaked whale)
Lineage: Eukaryota; Metazoa; Chordata; Mammalia; Artiodactyla; Ziphiidae
Gene: L2HGDH
Product: L-2-hydroxyglutarate dehydrogenase
Exons: 10
Coding region: 82-1473 (463 amino acids)
Molecular function (GO): (S)-2-hydroxy-acid oxidase activity; (S)-2-hydroxyglutarate dehydrogenase activity
Source: RefSeq, a predicted model, not a curated record
GCUAGAGAGCGCCUGGACCUGGGCAGUGUAGGGCUCAAGGGCCGGCUCCUGGGGCUUGAGGCAGGGGAGGAGGCGCAGGCGAUGGUGCUGGCGCUACGUUAUCUAGGCAGUGUCUGCGGAGUGGCCCGCGGGGGGUUUCCCGGGGGCUUCUCCGCGGCGUGCGCGCCCGCGCCGGGGAAGCCCUGGCUGUUGUGCCAAGGUGGCCGCAGAGCCAGCACCAGCUCAUUUGAUGUAGUCAUUAUUGGUGGCGGAAUUGUGGGGCUUGCCUCUGCCAGAGCACUCAUUCUGCGACAUCCAGCUCUUUCCAUUGGUGUUCUGGAAAAGGAGAAAGAUUUAGCUAUUCAUCAGACUGGACAUAACAGUGGUGUCAUACAUAGUGGAAUUUAUUAUAAACCUGAAUCUCUGAAAGCUAAGUUAUGUGUACAAGGCGCAGCCCUCAUCUAUGAGUACUGUAACCAAAAGGGAAUUUCCUACAAGCAAUGUGGCAAGCUUAUAGUAGCUGUUGAACAAGAAGAAAUUCCCAGACUUAAGGCCCUGUAUGAGAGAGGCCUGCAGAAUGGUGUCCAGGACCUGAGGCUGAUCCAGCAAGAGGACAUAAAAAAGAAGGAGCCAUAUUGUAGGGGUCUAAUGGCUAUUGAUUGUCCUUAUACUGGCAUUGUGGACUAUCAGCAGGUGGCUUUGUCAUUUGCCCAGGAUUUCCAAGAAGCAGGUGGUUCUGUUUUGACCAAUUUUGAAGUAGAAGAUAUUGAAAUGGCUAAAGAAAGUCCUUCAAGAAGUAAAGAUGGGAUGAAAUACCCAAUUGUUAUAAGGAAUACAAAGGGAGAGGAGGUUCGAUGUCAGUAUGUUGUGACAUGUGCAGGACUUUACUCAGACCGUAUUUCCGAGUUGAGUGGCUGCAAUCCCAAUCCGCGAAUUGUACCAUUCCGGGGAGAUUACCUGCUCCUGAAGCCAGAAAAACGCUAUCUUGUAAAAGGGAAUAUUUAUCCAGUCCCAGAUAGCCGAUUUCCUUUCCUAGGAGUUCACUUCACACCAAGGAUGGACGGCAGUAUUUGGCUAGGGCCGAAUGCAGUUCUUGCCUUUAAACGAGAGGGUUACAGACCCUUUGACUUCAGUGCCAGAGAUAUUAUGGAUAUAAUUAUCAAGAGUGGCUUGAUUAAACUGGUGUUCCAGAAUUUUUCCUAUGGAGUUAAUGAAAUGUACAAAGCCUGUUUUCUCAGUGCAACAGUAAAGCACCUUCAAAAGUUUAUCCCUGAAAUUACUGUCAGUGACAUACUUAGAGGUCCAGCUGGCGUAAGAGCCCAAGCCCUGGAUACAGAUGGAAAUCUCAUAGAAGAUUUUGUAUUUGAUGGAGGAGUUGGGGAUAUUGGAAAUCGCAUUCUUCAUGUGAGAAAUGCACCUUCCCCUGCUGCCACUUCUUCCCUUGCAAUUUCUGGAAUGAUUGCAGAUGAAGUACAACAAAGAUUUAAAUUGUAAAUAAUGAAAGGAGCUAGGUAUGCAUUUUAAUCUCCACAUUCAGCAACAAGAAUGUACUAACUACAUUCUUUAAGUUUCAUUUAAGAAAAAUGGUUUAAAAUGUCAUUUUAG